UUUAUUCCUCUGCAGAUCAGAAACCGAGACUAAGCGUCAGUCAUGAUGGUCAGUUUGAUGAAUUCAGAUUUGUGUGUGAAAUAUCAGGGUCAGAGUCAGUAACUGCUGAUUUUAGCUGUAAUCUCUACACUGGAGAAAAUCCUCAGCCUUAUGUAAAGACAGGACCUCAGAUGGCAGUUUGUAGAUUUACAGCAAAGAAAAAUGAUCUGUUUAAUCGUCUGCAGUCAGUAAAGAGUCGUGAAGUGAGCUGUGAUUAUUCACUGAUCUCUGACCCGACUGCUCGCUCUCUAAUGAGUGAUAAAUACAACAUGAUGCAUUUCUUUACAACAACAUCAACAACAACAACAACAACAACAACAACGACUCAGACAUCCACUCCUGAAGAGAAACCCAGUGCAGAUUUGAGUCUGGUAACGACGCCACCAUCCACAGCUACGGAGGAACCUACAGCAGCUUCUCCAGUUUUUUCAACUCCUCUGAUCACCACAAGACACACAGCGACUCGUAAGUUUACUGUGUAGUAGGUCUUACUAUGAAACUAGAAACACUUUAAAACACCAGACACACACCUUUAAAACAGUUCCUGCUGUAACAGUUAAUGCAUUCGACUUGUUAUAUGCUGUAGUGUAUAUUGCUGGAGUGAACUUUGUGCAGUUUUAC
Ictalurus punctatus (channel catfish) is the source of this 660-nucleotide messenger RNA. RefSeq names its product salivary glue protein Sgs-3. Lineage: Eukaryota; Metazoa; Chordata; Actinopteri; Siluriformes; Ictaluridae. The record is from RefSeq and is a predicted model, not a curated record. The transcript has 4 exons. Bases 171 to 521 code for a protein of 116 amino acids.